This is a messenger RNA of Enterobius vermicularis (human pinworm), 744 nucleotides long. The record is from the annotation of a GenBank genome assembly. Lineage: Eukaryota; Metazoa; Nematoda; Chromadorea; Rhabditida; Oxyuridae.
AUGUCAAAUGACAAUGCAGUUCAUGACCAAAGGGAAACUUCCAAAGGCACCGAGGUGUUGAAGGCAUGUAACAAAGUGGACGUCAAAAAACCUGACAACGAUGAUGAGGAUGAAUCAAAAUGGGAAUUAUGUUCUGCUUACGAUCAUGACAAGAAGUUUGAUCCGGAAGAGUACUUGGAUGGAUUUUAUAAGACUGCCAGUGAAGACACAGCGAUGCAGAUUGUGCUUUUCUUUUUGCCUGGUCUUACCUACUACCUUCCAAGAAAUAUUCAAACACUGCUUGAUCUUGGAGCUGGUCCAACUGUUUACGUUCCAAUUGUAUUCCGGAAUAGAGUUCUAAACAUUUACACGUCAGAUUACGCUGAAGCAAAUAGACGAACUCUUGAGUCGUGGUACAAGAAACAUAAUCGUUUCGACUGGGUACAAGUUUGUCAAUGGAUCGCUGACAUUGAGAGUUCUAAAGAAUCACCAGAAGAUAUGCAGGAAACUACGCGAAGCAAACUUCGAGCUAUUCUAAAUGUUAACGUUCAUAACGAGGAAAUUAUUGAAUCGAUACACUGUCGAUGUAAUAGUACAGAAAGCGAUAUGAUACCAAGACAAUUUGAAGUUGUUACAACAGUUUUCUGUUUGGAAUAUGCUUGCGAAACUUUAGAAGAGUACCGAAAAACAGUACGAAACACUGUUCGUCUAAUUGAGCCUGGUGGUUAUUUGGUAUGUGCAAACAGAAAGUCUUACCAAUUCUAA